Medicago truncatula (barrel medic) is the source of this 1376-nucleotide messenger RNA. Its product is annotated as glucan endo-1,3-beta-glucosidase. The record is from RefSeq and is a predicted model, not a curated record. The transcript is spliced from 2 exons. Bases 17 to 1201 code for a protein of 394 amino acids. Gene Ontology annotation, biological process: carbohydrate metabolic process. Lineage: Eukaryota; Viridiplantae; Streptophyta; Magnoliopsida; Fabales; Fabaceae. Gene Ontology annotation, molecular function: hydrolase activity, hydrolyzing O-glycosyl compounds.
ACAUCAAUGGUAGGAGAUGUCAAUUCAGUGCCUAGUAGGGCAAAUCCUUCUUUCAUAUUCAUUUUUAGUGUAUACUUUAUUUUGCAUCAUACCUUCUUUCUUUGCUCCAACCAUGAGGUUCUCUUUGGCUUCUCCUCUGUUUCUAUUGGGAUUGUUCACAAUAAACCUUAUUCACACAGCAGAUGCUCAAAUAGGAAUAUGUUAUGGUAUGAUGGGAAACAAUCUACCACCGGCAAACGAGGUUAUAAAUCUCUACAAAGCAAACAACAUUAAGAGAAUGAGACUCUACGAUCCUAAUCAAGCUGCUCUAAAUGCAUUAAGAAAUUCAGGCAUUGAACUCAUUCUUGGUGUGCCAAAUUCCGACCUUCAAACCCUAGCCACCAACUCCGAUAAUGCACGUCAAUGGGUACAAAGAAAUGUAUUGAACUUCUGGCCUAGUGUCAAAAUCAAGUAUAUUGCAGUUGGUAAUGAAGUGAGUCCAGUUGGAGGCUCUUCUUGGCUAGCCCAAUAUGUUCUACCUGCCACCCAAAAUAUAUAUCAAGCGAUAAGAGCUCAAGGUCUUCAUGAUCAAAUCAAGGUUUCAACCGCUAUUGACAUGACCCUUAUUGGAAAUUCAUUCCCUCCAUCUAAAGGUUCUUUUAGAAAUGAUGUUAGGUCAUACCUAGAUCCUUUCAUUGGAUACUUGGUAUAUGCAGGUGCACCUUUACUUGUCAAUGUUUACCCUUAUUUUAGCCAUGUUGGUAACCCGCGCGAUAUAUCUCUUCCUUAUGCUCUUUUCACUUCACCGGGUGUUAUGGUACAAGAUGGUCCAAAUGGGUACCAAAACUUGUUUGAUGCUAUGUUGGAUUCGGUGCAUGCAGCCCUAGAUAACACCGGGAUUGGUUGGGUGAACGUUGUUGUAUCUGAGAGUGGUUGGCCCUCUGAUGGAGGGGCGGCUACUUCAUAUGACAACGCACGUAUUUAUCUUGAUAAUUUGAUUCGUCAUGUUGGUAAAGGUACUCCACGAAGGCCUUGGGCUACAGAAACUUAUAUUUUUGCUAUGUUUGAUGAGAACCAAAAGAGUCCAGAAUUGGAGAAACAUUUUGGAGUGUUUUAUCCUAAUAAACAAAAGAAAUACCCAUUUGGAUUUGGUGGAGAAAGAAAUGGGGAAAUUGUCAAUGGUGACUUCAAUGCAACUAUUUCUCUUAAGAGUGACAUGUAAGAAAAAAUCAAGGUUUUCAAGAUUUGAGUGAUUUUAUAUAUGUAUAAAAUAAGAGAAUUUCUCCUGUCUGUAUUUUAUUUAUCUUUCUUUUUUGGUUGUAGAAAAUGUUGGAAGGUUGAGGUUCAUAUUAUAUACUACUCUAUCUAUAUUAUAUGAGUUGCUACGAUUCUCUUGA